CGUCACUUCGUGUUGCGGACGGACGGUGUGUGCCGACUGCCGAGUAAAAACACGAGGAUCCCAAGUUGUUCCCAGCACAAAGCGCAGGGGAAGACGACGAACCUCGAGCAGCGCGGCCAUGGCGAAGCAGGGGGCGAAGAAGAUGAAGGACGAGAACAAGAAGCGCUUGGAAUUACUCUUGCGCAUCAUCCUCGUAUCCAACGCUAUUUACAUAGUGGUGAGGAUGGCUAUAAUGCAUUCAUCCUUCACUUGGAAGCAUUGGAUUGGCCUUAUGGUAACAUCAGCCGCAUAUUUUCUUCCAUAUAAGCAACUUGCCAGUAUGGCAAAGCCAGUUUACUCUGAUAACGGAGAACUACUGGAUGGUGGCUUCGAUUUGAGCACUGGUGGGGUUUGCGAGUAUUUAUAUGAUGUGAUCUACAUUACUGUCUUUGUGCAGCUGAUGUCUAUUAUUUCUGAAAAAUUUUGGUGGACAUAUUUAGUGAUUCCAGCUUUUGCUGGAUACAAGAUUUUCGGUUUGUUGAGAGGAACAUUUUUCAGUGGUGGCUCAGAGGGUGAAGUUGAAGAUGAGAAGACCCGAAAGAAAAGGGAGAAGAUGGAGAAGAAGGCAUCUAGGGGGAAGAUGAUCAAAACUAGGACUCGCUGAUAUGACAGUUGUGCCCUGUUGCUUAAAUGUUAGGGUGGUUUAUCAUAGCUGUCCGACUGAAUUCCAAGCUGUUUGUCAAAUAUUCUAUUGUGAAUUCGUGAUAGUGUUCAAUGAUGACUUGUUUCAAACAGUGAGUAUUACGUAGGAAAAAUGCCAGCUAAUCUCCAACUUGUCUGAUCAAUAAGAAAUUCCUGUGUAAUUCCUGACUCUUUUUUGACACACAAGUCAUACACCAACAUUGUGGCAUAGCAAAUGGAAUAUCGUAAAUACACAAUGGUGAACUUUUUUA
Messenger RNA from Sorghum bicolor (sorghum), 932 nucleotides. RefSeq names its product transmembrane protein 208. The record is from RefSeq and is a predicted model, not a curated record. Gene Ontology annotation, biological process: vacuolar protein processing. Gene Ontology annotation, cellular component: intracellular membrane-bounded organelle. NCBI's taxonomy places the organism in Eukaryota, Viridiplantae, Streptophyta, Magnoliopsida, Poales, Poaceae. The coding region runs from base 119 to 643 and encodes 174 amino acids. The transcript has 5 exons.